Messenger RNA from Exophiala dermatitidis NIH/UT8656, 1034 nucleotides. RefSeq lists its product as uncharacterized. The record is from RefSeq and is a predicted model, not a curated record. Lineage: Eukaryota; Fungi; Ascomycota; Eurotiomycetes; Chaetothyriales; Herpotrichiellaceae. The transcript is spliced from 2 exons. The coding region runs from base 208 to 393 and encodes 61 amino acids.
GUCCAAAUUUCUGGUCCUGCAACAAGAUCAAUCAAUACUCCAUCUCAUCUACGGGAGCGACCAGCAUUCAUCUUGUUGGCUCUAUUACCCCCAGAUCAAGCACAGCUCGUAACCUGUCGAACGCAAGGAUCUCUCACGAGCACUCGAAGAGGUUCCUCUCCAGCCGCUCUCUUAGCAUUCCAUUAUCUUGUCAUCACAUCCCACGAAAUGCCUCCCAAGCGCAUUACCGUCCAGCCAGCACGCCGCUCGGCCAAGCCCCAGGGCUAUUUCAGCUCGUUAUACCAUACGCUGACGUCGGAGGAAAACUCAAGCGUCGUUAUCAGUGUCGCCAUGUUCGGAGCCGCCGUUGCUUUCUUCAGCUCAGAAUGGAGCGAGAUGCUUCUUCCGGCCUAACUGCCUUAUGGCCAGCUGUUUCAUCGACCGAAUCACCCACCACCCCACUCAAUUCCGCCUCGCUCGAAGAUUAGAGCUGGAUUGAAACCGCAGCUGAGAAGCCACGAUGUAUUAUAUCGGUGGCACGAGGAGUGAAUGUCCUUGUUGGAAGUCGGAUGUAUAUUACUAGUGUUGUACAGGGGACAUAUUCAGGAGAUGUGAUGGCUUUGGUUUGUGUACCUUACCAGUCAAAGCAUGCGCCUUUGGGGUUCUUCCCGCCGCUGGGGCAGCGAGGCAGAACGGGGACGGCAAACGACAGCUAGAUGCUGUUGCUAGCGGAUAUGUACAGUGUACCACCGCACUUCCCCUCCAGGGCGUUUGGCCUCUGUAUCACUGAGCUCGAGGAUAGUUGAUGCGGACGUCAAAAUGAAGACGACGUGCGUGCCACUUGUCAAAGCAAUCCACCCACUCAUACGAUCACUACGUUAUGUGUAGAACUUUGUAUGGAGAUCUGAAGUCCUUUAUAUCUGGCCCCUGGUAGGAGUCCUGGAUUUUGGUGUGCCAAUAGCGCGACAUGCACAUUGCUUCGUCACCAGACACAGUACAGUCAAAGUAGACGCCCUCAUUUGAAAAUCAUCAAUAUAAGUUCCAACGCCAUAGGC